AUGCUAAUCGGGCACAGCGCGGGUCCGAGCGGCGGACAACGCCGCCUGUCCAGACAAGGAACUGUUUCCCUUUGCCGCGAAAAUCCAUGGAAAUACAUGGAAAUUGAUGGAAAACUAUGGAAAUGCAAGAUGGAGGUACAAGGCCCUGGCGAAGGCAGUGGUGGCGGACGCAGUAUAUCCGCCAGCGAAGGGCGGUGCAUGAGCCAGCAGGCAAUGAUGUCUUUAUAUGAAAUGCGACAGAACAAUCUUCUAUGCGAUGCCGUUAUUCGGGUUGACGAUGGAACGUGCUUUCCGGUACACCGCGCCAUUUUGUGUGCCUGCUCCAGCUAUUUUCGAGCUUUGUUCACAACAUCUCUUAAUAACGAACGAACCGACGUCACUUUGUCUGGUCUGAGAGCUCAAGUUGUAAGUCAAAUAAUCGAGUAUUCGUACCUGCGCCGUGUCGACGUCGGGUCCGAGGCAGUGCACGAACUUCUGGUCGCCGCUGACUACCUCGGCGUCCUGGGUGUGCUGAAGCUAUGCUGCGACCUGCUUCAGGCCGGCCUCAAACCGGACAAUUGCAUCGGCGUUAUGAGAUUCGCGAGAGCAAGGUUUUGCCAUGAUCUCGAAUUAGCAGCUCGCGCUUACUUGAUGCGACAUUUCGUGACUGUAGCCACACAAAGCGAUGAAAUCUUGGGAUUACCUCUGAAAGACUUAGAAGCUAUAGUUAGCGACGAUGAACUCAACGUCAAGAAUGAAGAAGUGGUCUGGGAAUGCGUUUUAAGGUGGAUAAACUUUGAUCCAGAAACUCGAAAGCAGCACGUCGUAACAUUGAUGAAAGCGAUUAGAUUGGGUCUUUUGGAUACUCGAUACUUCAUGGAACAUGUGAAAGAACACCCAUUUGUUGUUAACAACGACGAGUCGAAACCGGUAAUUAUAGAGACCUUAACAUUUUUAUAUGAUCUUGAUGUAAUGACCACGAGGGAUGGCGAGAUAUUAACACCAGGCAUUGCACUACCACGAGUUCCUCAUGAAAUUUUGUUCGCCAUCGGCGGUUGGAGUGGAGGAUCUCCGACGAAUUAUAUCGAGACAUAUGACACGCGGGCUGAUCGAUGGGUCAGGGUCGAAGAAGUUGAUCCAGCAGGCCCGAGAGCUUAUCAUGGUACAGCGGUUGUAAACACAAAUAUUUACGUAAUUGGAGGAUUCGAUGGAAUGGACUACUUCAAUUCAUGUAGAUGCUUUGACGCAGUCACAAAACAGUGGAAAGAGGUUGCGCCUAUGAACGCUCGGCGGUGCUACGUCUCCGUGGCGGUGUUGAACGACAUGGUGUACGCAAUGGGCGGCUUCGACGGACACCACAGACAGAACACGGCCGAGAGGUACGACCACCGUACCAACCAGUGGUCGCUGAUCGCCUCAAUGAUUAUGCAAAGAUCGGAUGCCAGUGCCUGCACGCUCGACAGUAAAAUAUACAUCACCGGAGGCUUUAACGGUCAAGAAUGCAUGAACACUGCAGAAGUGUAUGAUCCUGACACAAACCAAUGGACACUUCUGCCCAACAUGAGAACUAGACGUUCUGGCGUGAGCUGCAUCUCUUACCAUGGGCAGGUGUAUGUUAUUGGCGGCUUCAAUGGAAUGUCUCGGAUGAGCAGCGGGGAGCGGUACAACCCGGCCAGCAAUACAUGGAGCAACAUCAGGGAGAUGUAUCACCCGAGGAGCAAUUUUGCCAUCGAGGUGAUCGACGACAUGAUAUUUGUCAUUGGAGGAUUCAAUGGGGUCACUACUAUCUACCACGUAGAGUGCUACGAGGAAAAGACCAACGAAUGGUAUGAGGCCACAGAUAUGAGUAUUUUUCGAUCUGCCCUAUCGGCAAGUGUCAUCAUGGGUCUACCUAAUGUUCGUGAUUAUAUUCAUCAAAAUCGAGAGAGGCUGAUGGAAGAGCGAAGACAGCGCAUGAUUGCAGGAAUGAUAUUGAAAUAUUUUGCAUCAGGUGAUCGUUUGCGGGCCGAGCAGGGAAAUAAUGGGCCGAAUCCGCCGCCGCUGCCCGCACCACCAACUCGCGGCAAUCCACCCAUUCUACAGAUCGACUUGAAUGCACUUCAAGCUGCCGCCGAUCACGAUGACCCAAUGGAUCAAGACAACAUAGAAAAUGGCCAUUUAUUAGAUGAUGACAAUAUGUAA
Molecule: messenger RNA, 2160 nt
Organism: Ctenocephalides felis (cat flea)
Lineage: Eukaryota; Metazoa; Arthropoda; Insecta; Siphonaptera; Pulicidae
Product: kelch-like protein 10
Exons: 14
Coding region: 1-2160 (719 amino acids)
Molecular function (GO): protein binding
Source: RefSeq, a predicted model, not a curated record